AACACGUCAUAAUACUGAAGAUGGCGAGGGUUUCGUCCAAUAAGUUGAUUUGUUGGGGUGUGACCGGUGCGAUCAUGGCCAGUAUCGGAAUCGUUCUCAUUCCCGUCACAGAUGUCGUCAUUUUAAAAGUCUUGGAACAGGAGGGAAUCAUUGUCCCCAGCGCCCUGGCCUACCCUCUAUGGGAAGAGGUCCCUAUCCCAAUUUAUUUCCAGUUCUGGUUCUGGAACCUCACCAACCCCGAGGAGUUCUUACAAGGUGGACCAGCCAGACUAGUAGAGCUGGGACCUUAUACCUACAGGGAGUAUCGUCCCAAGGUGAACAUAACUCAUUACGAUAACCGGACAGCAAGCUACCUCAACAUGAAGAGUUUUGUCUUUGAUCUGGAGAUGUCUGUCGGUCCCGAAUCAGACACCUUCACCGCAAUCAACGGUCCUGUCUUUACUAUUGCCCACUGGCUCAAGAACGCCCCGGACUUGGUGCAGAAGGCUUGGAAGCUCAUUCACGAGCUUUCCAAAGCAGAUGUCAUCAUAGAACUUUCAGUUGAUGGCUUCGUCUGGGGCUAUCCGGACAAGUAUUUGGAACUAGCCCAAAGGAUUCUUGGUGAAGAAGUCGUUCCUUUUACCAACUUUGGGAUACUAUUGGGGUAUAACAACAGUGAUGAUGGCGUUUGGUCGGUGUAUACCGGUGAAGAUGAUCUUAUGAUGCUCAAUCAAAUGGAUAUGUGGAACAGGGAGAAGUUACUACCUUGGUGGACUACAGACUACGCCAAUGCCUUGAAUGGAACAGAUGGGACGAUAAUGCAUCCAUUCGUAGACAAAGAUGAAGAGGUGUAUGUUUACUCUACCUAUGUGUGUCGAUCUGGCUUGUUGGUGUUUAAGGGGUACCGGGAGUUUCGUGGUAUAUGGUUGUAUUACUUUAGCGCACCAGAGUACCUGUAUGCCAAUGCCAGCAUCUACCCCACUAACAUCGAUUUCUGCACCCCUGAUCAGACUACCUGCCCCCCUACAGGAUUGAUCAAUGUCAGUGAAUGCUAUUUUCAAGCACCUAUUUAUCUGUCAUCACCACAUUUUCUCUUUGGGGAUGAUAGACUUUUCGAUGACGUCAUUGGCAUGACACCUGACUUCAAUGUUCAUGGAGUAGAGGCUGAAAUUGAACCGUUAUCUGGCGUUACAUUCAGAGGAAAUCUGCGGGCUCAGGUGAAUUUCAAGGUUGGACCAUAUGAUUUUAUCCCACAAGCAGAGCAUAUUAGGGACAUGUAUCUUCCACUGAUAUGGUUAAAUGAGAGCGCGACCCUCCCAGUGGAAUAUACAGACUUGUAUCAUAAUUACGUCCAGAUCCCCCAGUAUGUGGUGCUCACGGUCAUCGUCCUACUCGUAUCUGUAGGGGGUGGGAUCGUUGUCGGACUCAUCAAUUUUCUCAUCUGGCGAGCAUGGAGAGCGAGAAAAGACAGAUUGAUGGAUGAAGAGAGCAAGCAUCUCAGUUCCACCAAGAAUACUGAGGAGGUUGAAAGCAAGGAUUAUGCUUCUGUUGUUAAUAAAGUCGUUUAAUCAGCGGUCUCCAGAGACACAUCAACCGAGAGACGUUCGGCAUCGUGGCUUUUUGCUCCGUAUGCCACUGGUUGAAUAAUAGUAUUAAUAUGUUCUGAUGGUAAUAGUGCUACUAUGUUCUGAUGCAUAGUGACGUAGCUUUGGACUUUGGAAAGGGCAUGAUGAGGGCAAGUGCCCCCAUUCGAAUGACAAAAUAAACUAACGAAAGAAACGGGAAAGACAGAGAAAAGGGGAAGGAUAGGGGAAAAAGUGAAGCGAUAUGGACACUACCUCUCCAACAUUCCCCCUCCGACUUUAUCCAGUGACUGGUCGCCGCCCCUUUCAAUUGCCUAACUUACGCUGCACCAUGCACUGCCGAUACUUCCCCAAAAUGAUACACAUUAUAUUAUUGCAAUGUAAAUUAAAGACGUGUGUUCUUGAUGAAACCAUUGCUAUAUAGUCACAGAUCAAGGACUUGGAAAUAUAAGGGGCACCCGCAAGUGAUGGGAGUUGCGCUAAAUAUUGAGAGGAUGUAUACUCCUUUAAACCUCUCUCAUGCCACCAUAUUAUCAUCGUGAAUUAUAAUUAUUUUACUUUUAUAUGUGUCUCUCGAAAGACAGGGCAUGAAGCGAAAAGAAAAUUGAGAAUUAAUUGUAUUUAUACUUCAUGACUUUAUUAGCGAGACGAAAAAUUAAAUGCGUUUAUUUUUGUUAAGAAUCAGUAUUUAAAAAGAAAAGAAAAAAAAA
Strongylocentrotus purpuratus (purple sea urchin) is the source of this 2272-nucleotide messenger RNA. RefSeq names its product lysosome membrane protein 2. NCBI's taxonomy places the organism in Eukaryota, Metazoa, Echinodermata, Echinoidea, Camarodonta, Strongylocentrotidae. Gene Ontology annotation, molecular function: scavenger receptor activity. The record is from RefSeq and is a predicted model, not a curated record. Gene Ontology annotation, cellular component: membrane; cytoplasm. The coding region runs from base 21 to 1547 and encodes 508 amino acids. The transcript is spliced from 12 exons.